Molecule: messenger RNA, 2423 nt
Organism: Teleopsis dalmanni
Lineage: Eukaryota; Metazoa; Arthropoda; Insecta; Diptera; Diopsidae
Gene: Xpd
Product: general transcription and DNA repair factor IIH helicase subunit XPD
Exons: 9
Coding region: 105-2411 (768 amino acids)
Biological process (GO): transcription by RNA polymerase II; nucleotide-excision repair; positive regulation of mitotic recombination
Cellular component (GO): nucleus
Molecular function (GO): ATP binding; DNA helicase activity; hydrolase activity, acting on acid anhydrides, in phosphorus-containing anhydrides
Source: RefSeq, a predicted model, not a curated record
AAAUUAUAAGUUAAAGCUUUAUAUAUGAAUUAAAAGUUUUAUAAAUUUUGAUGUCUAACGUUUUAUAAAAAUACUAAACAGCAGAAUAUAAACAUUUCCCAAAUAUGAAGCUUAGUGUGGAUGGUUUAUUAGUUUAUUUCCCAUAUGAAUACAUAUAUCCCGAGCAAUAUGCUUAUAUGCUCGAGUUGAAACGAACACUUGAUGCAAAAGGUCAUUGUUUGUUGGAAAUGCCUUCCGGGACUGGAAAGACAGCCACAUUAUUGUCUUUGAUUGUAGCUUAUAUGCUUGAAUAUCCAGAGACUGUGCGGAAACUUAUAUAUUGCUCUCGUACAGUACCAGAGAUAGAAAAAGUCAUCGCUGAAUUGCAGAGCCUUAUGAAAUACUAUGAAAGGCAUGCACAACCUACUGGUCUAACUGGAUUAGUAUUGAGUUCACGUAAGAAUAUGUGUAUUCAUCCACAAGUAAGUGGAGAGCGUGACGGCAAAAGUGUUGAUGCAAAAUGUUUUGGUUUAACUGCGAGUUAUGUGCGAGAUCGACAUUCAGUAGAUGCAGACACACCUAUAUGUCAGUAUUACGAGGGUUUCAGUUGUGAAGGUAAGGAGUCAACACUACCCUGCGGUGUUUAUAGUUUAGAUGACCUAAAGGAAUUUGGACGUAUGAAAAAUUGGUGUCCCUACUUUUUAGCACGACAUGCAAUACUACAAGCUAAUAUUGUAGUUUACAGUUAUCAUUAUCUUUUGGAUCCAAAAAUUGCUGAAGUGGUAUCUAAGGAAUUAACGAAAGAAUCAUGUAUAGUUUUUGAUGAAGCACAUAAUAUAGAUAAUGUUUGCAUUGAUUCGAUGAGUGUUAAAAUCAACAGACGCAUAGUUGACCGCAGCACAAAUGCAUUAAAUAAUUUACAGAAAUUAGUAGAAGACAUACGCAAUGAUGAUAUAAAUCGAUUAAAUGAAGAGUAUCAACGAAUGGUGCAAGGUUUGAAAGAUGUUAGUGAACAACGUGAAACAGAUAUGGUUCUAGCAAAUCCCAUUCUGCCAGCUGAUGUUUUGAAAGAGGUUGUUCCCGGUAACAUAAGAAAUGCUGAGCAUUUUCUUAGCUUUUUACGCAGAUUUGUAGAAUAUUUAAAAACUCGGUUGAGAGUUCAUCAUGUUGUACAGGAAUCUCCCGCAGGUUUUUUAAAAGAUGUUCAGAGCAAAAUUUGCAUUGAACGCAAACCACUGCGAUUUUGCGCUGAGCGUUUAUCAAGCAUGAUGCGCACUCUUGAAAUAACAGACCCAGCUGAAUAUGGCAGUCUGACAUUGGUUACCCAUUUCGCCACACUAGUUUCUACUUACACUAAGGGUUUUACGAUAAUUAUUGAACCAUUCGAUGAUAAAACACCAACCGUUGCAAAUCCGAUAUUGCACUUUAGUUGCUUAGAUUCAUCGAUUGCUAUGGAACCAGUAUUUAAACGAUUUCAAAGUGUAGUCAUUACAUCUGGUACCCUAUCACCUAUGGAUAUGUAUCCAAAAAUAUUAAAUUUUGAUCCUGUAAUUAUGAGUUCCUUUACUAUGACAUUGGCAAGGCCAUGUCUGUUGCCAAUGAUUGUAUCCAAAGGCAAUGAUCAAGUGACUAUAUCUUCGCGAUUCGAAACACGUGAAGACUCUGCCGUAGUGCGUAAUUACGGGCAGUUACUUGUUGAGACCGCAAAAACUGUUCCUGAUGGCAUAGUUUGUUUUUUCACUUCAUAUUUGUAUUUAGAAUCGGUUGUAGCUGCGUGGUAUGAUCAAGGCAUUGUCGAUACAUUGUUACGUUAUAAACUGCUAUUCAUUGAAACUCAGGAUAAUGCUGAAACUAGUUAUGCAUUAAUGAACUAUGUGAAAGCUUGUGAUUGUGGUCGUGGUGCAGUCCUGCUUGCUGUGGCUCGAGGCAAAGUCUCUGAAGGUGUUGAUUUUGAUCAUCAUUAUGGGCGCGCUGUACUUAUGUUUGGAAUUCCAUAUGUAUACACUCAGUCAAGAAUUUUAAGAGCACGCCUUGAUUAUUUACGUGACCAAUUCCAAAUACGCGAAAACGAUUUUCUAACAUUUGACGCUAUGCGUCAUGCUGCACAAUGUGUGGGCCGUGCUUUACGUGGUAAAACUGACUAUGGUAUUAUGAUAUUUGCAGAUAAACGAUUCCAAAGGCAGGACAAACGUAAUCGUUUACCCAAAUGGAUACAAGAACAUCUUGUUGAUAAUUUUUGUGGAUUAAGUACAGAAGAAUCUAUGCAAUUAGCACGUCGUUGGUUACGGCGCAUGGCACAACCAUUUACUCGAGAAGAUCAAUUAGGUAUUUCACUCUUGACCUUGGAACAGUUGGAAAAUAUGGAAAAGGAAAAACUAGAGCUUCAAGCUCAAGGAAAAGAAGGUGUAGGCGGUGAAGUUAUGGAACUAUAAAAUAUAAAAACU